Molecule: messenger RNA, 1335 nt
Organism: Symbiodinium sp. CCMP2456
Lineage: Eukaryota; Dinophyceae; Suessiales; Symbiodiniaceae
Source: the annotation of a GenBank genome assembly
GCGCAAGUGCGCAGAUCGAGUUCCGAAGUUGCUCCAUGCAGUUUGCCGCGAACAUCUUCUGCUGACUUGCUUGUGGAUGCAGACAGCGCCAGCAUUGAGCAAAUCCAGGAGGCGAUCGAGAAUCUCCAGGAGGAAGGAUACAGGGUGCGAGCGAGAGUUUUUGCAGCCCCUGGCUGGGAUCUGGGGAGAAGGUGGGCUCCCCUUUUUGAGAGGAAGGAGGUGCUGUUCCAACCGGUGAGUCGGAGUCCUCGGAAUCGUGGGGAGGCCAAUGAUGAGGCCAUUGUCAGUGCUUGUAGGAGGCUGGCUGCAUCCAGGAGGAACAGGUGCAUUGUUUUACUAACAUCAGACUGCGGAUUCUUGGAUGUCCUGCGAGACAUUGCGCAAGAAGGAGCCUCUGUUUGCCUGUGCACCUCGACAAGAAAUGUAGCAGUCAUAAAGCAAUAUCGAGGUUGCGGUGUUCGCGUCAUCGAGUUGGUAAGCCGAACGAGCAAUUUUAGCAAAGUCAGAGCUGUUCUCCAUGCAAAUGGAGGUGGGCAUGUCGAGCUCGCGAAGCCAUUUAAAUAUGACGGCAGUGAAGAUAGAGAGCUGUGUAGCAACUUCUUGCAUGACCUGGGAUACAUGACUGAAAGUGACACCCUGACGCAGAGCACAGCAAAGUUCUGGUUCGCAAACUCAUUGGGGUCGAUCGUCAUAUUCCCACAGCAGUUCGCCACACAGAAAGUUUGUCGCCUGGUUUCAUGCCGGAGACCAUGGCAGAAGUACCGGGGCGACCUGGUACUGUUGCUUCCGUUGGCUUCUGCAGGAAAUUUGUCAAAGAAGCAACAGAGCAUCUAUGGGACCUCUCUCGGCAGGCAGUUGUAUAAGGGUGGUGGCCCCGUGAUGCUCAAAGAUUCCAAAGAUCUCGUCCGACGUGCAUUUACAAGGCUGGGGUAUGUAGACGGCGACCUUAACACGGAUAUGGAGGAAGCAGCUUUGGUUUUUGUCAAUGCACCUCACAACAGCUACGUGCUCCGCAAGGAUCUGGACUUGUUGCCGACUGAAGAGGACAGUUUCUCACACACCAUUGACAAACUACGUUGUGCUUUCCGGUCGAAUUCCUCCAAUGCUCGCUGGAAAGUUGCGCCGAGCGACAGCGCGAUCCGGCGGCUCCUCUGCAAGCAUGGGCUUCUUUCCAAUGUUCACGCCGCGGCCGCGGACGUACUGGCUGCAAUGACCGAGUACAGCUUGCAGCACGGCUUACCCACAAUGAGAAGCUAUAAUGGUCAUGUUUUUCGCAUACUGCGGUCUCUUGACUCCACCCCCACCUCCACCAGCUUGAUUGAAAUCAGCAGCUAG